Diplodia corticola is the source of this 1443-nucleotide messenger RNA. RefSeq names its product glycoside hydrolase family 1 protein. The record is from RefSeq and is a predicted model, not a curated record. NCBI's taxonomy places the organism in Eukaryota, Fungi, Ascomycota, Dothideomycetes, Botryosphaeriales, Botryosphaeriaceae. The transcript has 5 exons. Gene Ontology annotation, molecular function: beta-glucosidase activity. Bases 1 to 1443 code for a protein of 480 amino acids. Gene Ontology annotation, biological process: carbohydrate metabolic process.
AUGACAGAGGCAGUUCUCCCGAAAGAUUUCCUCUGGGGCUUCGCAACCGCAAGCUACCAAAUCGAGGGUGCACCCGAGGAAGAUGGCCGCGGCCCCAGCAUCUGGGACACCUUCUGCCGCAAGCCUGGCAAGAUUGCCGACGGCAGCAGUGGCGACGUCGCCUGCGACUCGUACCACCGCACCGCUGAAGACAUUGCUUUGUUGAAGCAAACCCGUACCAAAUCCUACCGCUUCUCCCUCUCAUGGUCCCGAAUUAUCCCUCUUGGCGGCCGCAACGAUCCCAUCAACGAGAAGGGUCUCCAGUUCUACGUGAAGUUGGCCGACGAUCUGAUUGCCGCGGGUAUCGAGCCGCUGGUCACCUUGUUUCACUGGGACCUUCCGGACGGGUUGGAGAAGCGGUACGGCGGACUUCUGAACAAGGAGGAAUUCGUGGCCGACUACACGAACUACGCGAGGGUUGUCUUUCAGGCCUUUGGAAGCAAGGUCAAGUACUGGAUCACCUUCAAUGAGCCUUGGUGCAGCUCCAUCCUCGGCUACAGCACCGGCUUGUUUGCUCCAGGCAGGACGAGUGAUAGAAACAAAAAUCCCGAGGGAGACAGCUCGCGCGAGCCAUGGAUCGUGGGGCACAACCUGUUGCUUGCUCAUGCCUCGGCAGUGAAGGUGUACAGAGAAGAAUUCAAGGCCAAGGACGGUGGUCAAAUUGGCAUUACCCUAAACGGCGAUUACAUGUACCCAUGGGACCCUGAGGACCCGCGUGAUGUCGAAGCCGCCAAUCGCAAGCAUGAGUUCUCAAUCUCCUGGUUCGCAGAUCCUGUGUAUUUCGGCAAGUACCCUGACAGCAUGCGGAGGCAGCUAGGCGAGCGUCUGCCGGAAUUCACUCCCGAGGAGGCUGCCCUUGUCAAAGGCAGCAAUGACUUCUACGGCAUGAACCAUUAUUGCGCAAACUACGUCAGGCACGUCGACGGGGAGCCGGAUGCGAACGACUUCCUGGGGAAUCUCGAGUGCCUUUUCUAUAACAAGGAGGGGGAAUGUGUCGGUCCCGAGACGCAGAGCCCGUGGCUCAGGCCGAACGCGUUGGGGUUCAGGAAGCUGCUCAAGUGGAUAAGCGACCGGUACGACCGUCCUGCCAUCUACGUGACGGAGAAUGGGACGAGUCUGAAGGGAGAAAGCGAGCUGCCGCUGGAGCAGCUGCUGGAAGAUGAUUUCCGGGUCCAGUACUUCGAUGAUUACAUCCAUGCGCUCGCAGAUGCGUACAGCAAGGACAACGUUGACGUUCGAGGCUACAUGGCAUGGUCCUUGAUGGAUAACUUCGAGUGGGCAGAGGGAUACGAGACACGAUUUGGCGUGUGCUACGUCGACUACGCAGGGGGGCAGAAGAGGUACCCCAAGAAGAGCGCCAGGGCCAUUGGUGAGAUCUUCGACGCACUGGUGAAGAAGGACUAG